This is a messenger RNA of Nicotiana tabacum (common tobacco), 1224 nucleotides long. RefSeq names its product serine/threonine protein phosphatase 2A 57 kDa regulatory subunit B' kappa isoform-like. Gene Ontology annotation, cellular component: protein phosphatase type 2A complex. Gene Ontology annotation, molecular function: protein phosphatase regulator activity. The record is from RefSeq and is a predicted model, not a curated record. Gene Ontology annotation, biological process: signal transduction. NCBI's taxonomy places the organism in Eukaryota, Viridiplantae, Streptophyta, Magnoliopsida, Solanales, Solanaceae.
AUGUCAAAUUUUCUUGAUUCUGAAACAGAGGAAUUGCUCUCUCUUAUUUCUUACUGUUCUUUCACCUACACUUUCACUGAUCCACAAGAAUCCCCUUCACAACAAGAUUUAAAGAGGCUAAAACUCAUUCAAAUCCUAUCAAUAAUCAAGACUCUCAUAAAAUCACUUGAUGAUCAAGUACUUUCACCCCUUUUCAAAAUGUUGUCCACUAAUCUUUUUAGGCCACUCCCUCCACCAAUUUACUCUGUUGCCUCAAUAUUACCCGAAGACGAUGAUCUUGUCAGUAAUCCUACACCAUCUUGGCCACAUUUGCAAAUUGUCUAUGACAUUUUCCUCAGGAUUGUCACUAGAACAAGUGUUGAAUCGCUCCGAAUUUAUAUAGACCAUUCUUUCCUUCUUAAUCUCCUCACAUUGUUCCAAUCUGAAGACCAAAGGGAACGUGAUAGCUUGAAGAAUGUCUUCCACAGAAUUUAUUCAAAAUUAACAUUCUAUAGAACAUUCAUGAGAAAGGAAAUGAAUGAUGUAUUUUUGCACUAUGUUUUUGAGACUGAUCAAAGGCACCCUGGAAUAGGAGAACUUCUUGAGAUAUGGGGCACAAUUAUCAAUGGCUUUAGUGUUCCUUUGAAAGAAGACCACAAACUUUUCUUAGUGAGAGUUCUUGUCCCUUUGCAUAAGCCAAAAGGGAUGCAAGUUUACCACAGGCAAUUGACCUAUUGUGUAACUCAGUUUGUGCAGAAAGAGCCAGGGCUUGGUGAGGUUGUUAUUAGAGGUAUUUUGAGAUACUGGCCAAUAACAAAUUACCAGAAGGAAGUUCUGCUUAUUGGUGAAUUGGAAGAACUUGUGGAAACUCUAGAUCCUCAACUGUACAAAGAACUAGCAUUGCCUUUGUGCACCAAAAUUACCAAGUGUUUAAAAAGUUGGAACUCACAGGUUGCAGAACGUGCAUUGUACGUGUGGAACAAUGAGCAAUUCUGGAAGAUGGCAUCACAAGCAAUGGAAGAGGUUUUUCCAGUUCUAGUUGAAGGGAUGGAGAAAAAUCUGGAGGGGCAUUGGAGCAAAAAUGUUCGACAAUUGACAGAAAAUGUGAAGGGAAUGCUAGAAGCUCUAGCACCAUUUCUGUAUUCCAAGUGCCUUUUACAACUUGAAAUCCAAGAAGCCGUGGAACGCAUAGAAGACAUAAGAAGAAAAGAAAUUUGGGAAAAGUUAGAAAAUGCAGCAAAGUAG